Stomoxys calcitrans (stable fly) is the source of this 3430-nucleotide messenger RNA. RefSeq lists its product as uncharacterized. The record is from RefSeq and is a predicted model, not a curated record. The coding region runs from base 352 to 2817 and encodes 821 amino acids. NCBI's taxonomy places the organism in Eukaryota, Metazoa, Arthropoda, Insecta, Diptera, Muscidae. Gene Ontology annotation, molecular function: protein binding. The transcript has 7 exons.
GAGAAAUCUACAAAACAAAAAAACAGCUGCAGAAAAUACUUGGCCAACCACCACCACAAACAACGAUAUUACCAUAAGAGCAUGAAUGACAAACAUCCUUUUGUUGCGCCCACGUUUUUCCAUACAACCACGCUUUUGUGUCAACUCUCCGCAACGACAACAACAACAACUUUGAGUAAAACUACGAAUAACAUUGCAAUAGUUACAGCUGCUGGGCCUACAAUACAAUUGGAGUAGUUAUUGUAGCUACGAAUUUAGGCAAAUUUUUCUUUUGAAAAAGAAACAAAUAGUCCAAUAGAAGCGGCGGUGGCAUCGGCGACCUCUCCACACAACACAAUCACCGGCAAAAAAAUGUUUCAAUUCUCAUUGUCUUCUAUGGUGGUGGCGGUGGCGGUGUUGCUGGUGCAUCUGUUGACUGUUGUCUUGUGUCAGACAAUAAUUUCAUCAGUUAACCUGCAACCGAUCUAUAGAAAUGCAACAACAAAAACAAUGGCUGCAACAAAUGCAGCUUCCUCUAUGUUAAGCGAGUCCGCCACCAGCACCCCUGCAUAUCCGGUUACUUCGUUGUCACCUCUGCCCACAAUAAGAAAAAGUACCAAAUUUUUCAAGAAACCCUCUACGGUGAGCAAGAAACGUAAAGCGGUGGAUGUAUCUUCAAUACCCAUAGGCGAUGAUACCACCGAGUGGAGAUGUCCCAAUAUAACGGUAUCGCGUAGCCUGGAGUGUGGCUGUGAUUUGCCCCACACUUUGAGAUGUAAUGGAGAUCUGCAUGGUUUGGCGGUUCUAUCGGAAAAUCUUAGAGCCUCACCCUAUUCAGUGGCCCUGUUAGAUGUCUCCCUGAGGAAUGUAACUUUUCUAAGUGAUGCUCGAAUUUUUGAUAAUGUCUUUUUGCGUUGUCUAAUCAUAUCCUCGGGUGAAAUUAAACGUGUCCACAAAUCAGCUUUCUUGGGUAUAAAAGGACCGCUAUUGGCUUUGGGCUUACCCGGUAAUGCUUUACUUGCGGUACCCUGGAGCUCUUUGUCAACGUUGGUGGAUUUAGAACGCCUGGAUUUAUCGAAUAAUAAAAUUAAGGCUUUGGGUACUUCAGAUUUGGCGGCCUUGAUAAAUUUGGAAUAUCUGGAUGCAAGUCAUAAUCAGCUCUCGAGUAUAUCACAGAGAACUUUUGCCAAUCUGAGAAGACUUGAGGUCUUGAAAUUAGGCGGUAAUCGUUUGGGAGAUUACGCUUCGAGUCUGAAGGCCCUAAUGCAGUGCCACAAUUUAAGAGACCUCGAUCUAAGUGCCAAUAAUUUGAGUGGCAACUUGUCGGCCACCUCGAUACCUGUACUGAAAAAUCUGGCCAGCCUCAACCUCAAUCGUAAUCUCAUUAAGAGCAUUCAAAAUAAGGCACUUAUGAAUUUCUCACGCCUUACCACUUUGUCGUUGCGUCACAAUCAAAUCGAUGUUCUACAAGAUCAUGCAUUCUAUGGUUUGGGUGCCUUGGAAAGCUUGGAUUUAAGUUACAAUGGCAUAGUGGCCAUAUCCAGUGCCUCACUGCAACACUUAACACGACUCAAAACCUUGGAUCUGACACAUAAUUUUCUCAGAGCCUUGACCUCAGAUCUAAUAACACCUUUGCCAUCUUUGGUUGAGCUGCGUUUAUCGGGCAAUGAUAUUUCGAUUGUUGCCAAACAUGCUCUCGAUGGAGCCAGAGAAUUGAAGACGUUAGUCAUGGAAGAGAAUCCCUUAUCUUGCGAUUGCACCAUGCGUGAAUUUGCCGAAUGGCUGCAGGCAGCCAAAUUAGUUUCCCAAGAGCUGUUGAAAAUAACCUGUGUCACACCGCCCAAAUUGGAGGGAGCUCCGCUCAUACAGGUACCCAUGGAAAUGUUAAGCUGUGGUGAUAUGGAAAAUCUGGAAGAGGAUAAUGCCAAUAUCAUAGAACAAUUGGAGGCAAUGGCCAAACAGAAUCAUAGCACAAAUCAUCAUGUGCGAGAUCUUUCAGAGGAGAUUAUUUUACAUGAAGUACAUUUUUCGGCUGAUUAUGGUCUAAUACUGACAUGGAUCAUAAAUCUAAGCAAAAACGAUUACAUGUGUGAUGCCAUAUUUGUUUACAAGGAGGAAAAUAUCAACGAAAUUCUCAUUGAUAAUUCACCGAUUCAUUGCGAAAGCAAAAUGAUAAAUGGCCAAAACACUGUUAGUGUAAUAGUGCCAGAUAGCUCCUCCUUGGAUGUGGGAGAAAGUUAUCGUUUUUGUUUGGUCAUGGUUCAGGAGCACAAUCCCCAGUCUGAUCUUACAGUGGGCUGUUCAAAUAUAACCCAAUUGCAGAUAAGCAAUCCCGAUUCAUUGCCCCAAACCAGGCAAUUUAAACGACGUCCCUAUGCGGAUCUUUCGAAAUACGAUCGUUCCCCGGAUUCGGAGCUAACAUCUAACAAUGGAAUAAAUAUAGACUAUGGCAUAAAUCCGCGUAAAUUCAAUACAAUGUCAAGUCAACAACAACAGCAUACACAACACACUGCAGAGGGGUUUAAUGAUUCACUGCCAGCCAAUCAUUCGCCCUAUGAAUUUUUGAAUUCGCUUAGCAAAAGUUUUCUACCAGGUCUGGGCUUGGGUGUAUUGGUGACCUCGGUGGUGGUUCUAAUAUGGGCCGCUUCACGUUUGCGCCAAAAUGUCAAUCAUCAGAAUAAUCAGAAUAACAAUAACAACAUAAUGCAUGGUGAUAGACGUUCCAGUUCACCCACUGCCACCACUUGUUAUGCAGCCUCGGAGCAUUUGGCUCGCCUAGCGGAUAGUGAAAAUGGAGGAACGCGUUACCUCAAGUUACAGGCCACCACAAGUCUUUAGGUUUCUAAUGGCUAAGGAAAAAACGAUAUCGAACCAUGGUUUGGUUUGAAAAACACCACCCAGAGCCUAUGGUUUGUGGGCGUGGUGUUACUCUUACAUGUGAUAGUACUUUACCAAGUACCCCCCAAAAUACCAUUUAAUACUAAAUAAAAAAAAAAUUAAUUUAUAAAAUAUGACAUUUUAUACUACCCUAUGUACUACUAAAAAUAUUUAUAAUUGUUAAUUUAACCAACUAAGAACACCUAACCUUAGGUCUUAAGCCAAAUAAUUGUUUUAGGUUUUUUUUUUCUAGAUUUCAAAUAAGUUCCCAAUAAUGAUAAAGUUUUAUUUUUUAAGUAAACCCUUUUUUUAGAGACUCUUUUCCCUUCUUCUUCUUUUGUUUUGGAAAUUGGCUGCAACUGCAACUUCUUUUGCAGCCAAUAGGUCGUGUGCCAUAUUAUAGGAAACUUUUGUACUUAAUUUAAAGACUUUCUUUCCUACAUUCUAAAUAGUCUUUACUUAUUGUAAAUUUUGUAUACUAAAGCAAAGAAACCAAGAGCAAAUAACCAAUUAACACUUAAAGACUCACUUACUUGAAAUUGUUUCAAAUAAAAUAUCACAAUUGAUGAGUAUG